GAGCCACUGCCAUAAAAUCCGCACUAAUCCGCCACACGUCUGUUAUGUACUCUCUCUGUCUCUCUCUCUAAGCUGGCAGCGAAGAGACUCGUCCAUCCGUUUGUAUUCGCUUUGCCUCUCUCUCUCUCUCUCUCUCUGUCUCUCUGUGCCAUUUGUUUUUCCGAUUGUACGGCCCGGGCAAGACUCAAACCAGAGAAGCAAGAAUAAAGAAGGAAGAAGAAGUGAAAAGGGUUAGUCGUCGGAGAUGUCUGGCACGUGUGGUGGUGACUCGGGUGGUGCGGGAGAGAUCAUGCUGUUCGGGGUGAGGGUGGUGGUGGACGCCAUGAGGAAGAGCGUGAGUAUGAGCAAUCUGUCUCAGUACGAGCUGCAUCCGCAGGAAUUGGGUUCCGUGGUUAACAACGGUGUCAACCUCAAUAACAAUAGCAAAGAAGAUGUGGCCGCAGCAGCAACUGCUGCAGCUGCCGGCGGUUAUGCCUCCGCAGACGACGCCGUUCCCAGUUCUCGCGCCAGCCGUGACCGCGAGCGCAAGCGAGGGGUUCCGUGGACGGAGGAAGAGCACAAGCUAUUCCUGCUGGGUUUGCAGAAAGUAGGGAAAGGAGAUUGGAGAGGUAUAUCAAGAAACUUCGUCAAGACCCGCACGCCGACGCAGGUCGCCAGCCACGCUCAGAAAUACUUUCUCCGCCGCAGCAACCUCAACCGCCGUCGCCGCCGAACCAGCCUCUUCGAUAUCACCACCGAUUCGGUCACGGCAACUCCAAUGGAAGAACUACUGGGGCAUCACCAAGAUACUGCCUCACAGCCACACCCAUUGCCACCUCCGCCACCGGUCGAUACUUGCAAUUUUAUUGUGUUUCCAGUGAUUCCUGCUUUUCCAGUGACUGUUGAUCCGGCAGUAGUUCCGGUCCCCAUUAUCAGUCCAUUGGAAAACCUAUAUCUAGGACGGGGAAAUAGCUGCGUGACGCUCGUCCGUCCGAUCCCUGUUCACAUGGCUCCUCAUGCUCUAGCUCUCUCUGACCUUAGCUUGAGAAAUAUGAAGUCGGCUACCAAUCCCCCACUGCGGACGCUAAAGUCAUCUUUGCCAUCUGGGCAAAGGGAGUCGCCAUCAAGGCACUCAGCUUUUCAGGCAAUGUCAAGCUUCAACAAUGGUGAUAGCAUAAUCACUGUAGCCUGAUGAAAUAUGGAAAAUGGUUCAUAAUUAGAGCAGAUGGGUUAGAUAAAUUUAUCUCUAAAUGGUUAGAGAAGACAAGGUAAUUAGAUGACUGAGAUUGAUCCUAGUUUGUUUUGUAUAGACCCAAAAAAGAACUCAGUCCUUUUCUGCUUGUUGGUUUAUGCGAUUAUCUUAGAUUCUUGUUCUUUUGGAUGUUUUCUGCUGUAGUUGAUAUAACUGAGAAUAACAAGGGCUUCAUUGGCAGGUGUUUGGGUCUACCCUCAAGUUUCUAGUGGUUUUUAUGGCUA
This is a messenger RNA of Juglans microcarpa x Juglans regia, 1455 nucleotides long. Its product is annotated as transcription factor MYB1R1-like. Gene Ontology annotation, molecular function: DNA binding. Gene Ontology annotation, biological process: response to ethylene; response to auxin; response to gibberellin. Lineage: Eukaryota; Viridiplantae; Streptophyta; Magnoliopsida; Fagales; Juglandaceae. The record is from RefSeq and is a predicted model, not a curated record.